Molecule: messenger RNA, 3334 nt
Organism: Camellia sinensis
Lineage: Eukaryota; Viridiplantae; Streptophyta; Magnoliopsida; Ericales; Theaceae
Source: RefSeq, a predicted model, not a curated record
AUGGCAGGAAAAGGUUCAAGUUUCAUGAUUGAGCCUUUUAAUGGCAGUAAUGACUUUACCCUGUGGCAGCAAAGGGUGAAAAAUAUUUUAACACGAGAAGGUCUGGUGAAAGCUCUUCUCACAAAGUCCAACAAACCGGAAGACAUGAAGGAUGACAAGUGGGAGGAGUUGAGGGAAUUGGCAAACAGUACAAUUCAGUUGUAUCUCGGGAACAAUACACUCUGGGAAGUCAUCAGUGAAGUAGAUCCGGCAGAGCUAUGGGCAAAGUUAGAGAUGAGGUACAAGUCAAAGUCUUUGACAAACCGGUUAUCUCUGAAGAGGCAGCUAUAUACACUUAGAAUGCCAGAAGGUGCGAACCUCACAGAACAUCUGGACGAGUUCAAUAGGAUCACAAUGGAAUUGGACACCAUUGGAGACAAGACCCAGGAGGAAGAUAGGGCUAUGAUCUUGCUGGUCUCUCUACCUGCAUCAUAUGAGCAUCUCAGGACAACUCUAUUGUACGGGAAGGAUGCUCUUGGACUGGAUGAGGUGAUUGCUACGCUCAUUUCUCAUGAGUCGAUGAAGAAACAGGAAGGUAGCAGUAGCAAACACCCAGAAGAAAAUGCCAUGGUUGCCUCAGAAAAUGAGCAAGGCAGAGGUAGGUCCAAUAAUAGACGGGGUAGACCCAAAUCAAGAGGACGUUCGCAAUUAAGGUCAGGCUUCAAGAGAAAGUGUUAUUACUGUGAUCAGGAGGAUCACCUCAUAAAAGACUGUGCAAAGCUCAAGGAGGACAAGGCACAAAAGGAACAGGCGAGCUCAUCAAAUGUCGCUGCUGCAGUAAAUGCUAAGGAUGAGUAUGCAUUUACAGUUUCAUCGAGUAUGACGAAACCUGACUGGAUCUUAGAUUCCGGAAGCACAUAUCAUAUAUGCAUGGAUAAGAAACUUUUUUCUACCUACCAAGCCAAGGAUGGAGGUAUUGUUCGAGUGGCUAACAACACUGUGAGUAAGAUUGUUGGCAUGGGAACAGUACGGCUGAGAAUGGAAGAUGGAAAAAUUUUCACGUUGGAUGGAGUCCGACACGUGCCAAGACUGAAGAAGAAUCUAAUUUCCUUAAGUAUGCUAGACAUGAAAGGUUAUAGCUUCACAUCUAGCAAAGGAAAUCUCAAAGUCAUCCAUGGAGAUACGGUGAUGCUACAUGGACGACUGGAGGGGAAUCUGUACAGGCUUGUGGAGAAGGUUGUGACAGACGGAGCUACUGUCACUUACCGGGCAAGACUGUGCCCAAGAUCCACAACAAACAUAUCAGAGGAUUUUGGGGUGUACCCAAAUUUGGAGUACAUUGAUUUGAGCUAUAAUGAGUUCUAUGGGGAGCUUUCUUGGAAUUGGGGGUUCUUUGGAAACUUGACAAAGUUAAGCAUCUCUAACACUCAAGUUUCUGGGAAGAUACCAGCUGAGCUUGCUGAAGCACAUCGAAUUGAAGAGCUUGAUCUCUCUUCCAAUCAUCUAAUUGGGAAUAUUCCAAAGGAAUUGGGGAAUUUGAGUUCAUUGCGUGUACUUGUGUUGGAUGAUAACAAACUUUCAGGCGGUAUUCCAGUAGAAAUUGGGAUGCUAAUGAAUCUGGAAAAACUCGAUUUGAGUGGAACCAAUUUAAGUGGUGUAGUUGUGGCACAACUUGGGAAUUACUUGAAGCUAAGGGAGUUGAAUUUGAGCAACAAUAGAUUUAGGGGAAGUAUUCCCUCAGAGAUUGGGAAUUUGGGUUCUCUUGAAAGUCUUGAUCUUAGCCAUAACUCACUUGUGGGAGAGAUACAGCCACAUAUUGGAGAAAUGCUCCGAUUGGAAAGGUUGGAUCUCUCCUACAACAAGCUCUCUGGUUCGAUCCCAUCCACUUUCAAUCGAUUGCUAAGCUUGAUGUAUGUUGAUUUGUCCUACAAUCAGUUGGAGGGUCCUAUUCCUAAUACUAGAGCGUUUCGCGAGGCUCCAAUGGAGGCAUUUCGCAACAACAAGAACUUGUGUGGAAAUGCUCGGGGUUUGAAUAGUUGCCCCUCUAAGAUAAGGAACAAUGUCAAUGGGAAUAAUAAGAGGAUAGUGUUGAUUCUAAUCAUAGUAAUUCCUUUAUUGGGCUCUCUUUGUACUUUUAUUGUCGUUGUUAAAGUUUUCUUUUUUUGUCGUGGGAGAGUAAGGAGUGAAGAAAACAAGUUUGGGAAAGAACAAGUGAAGAAUUUAUUUACGAUAUGGAGCAAUGAUGGUAAAAUGGCGUAUGAAAACAUAGUCGAAGCGACAGAAGAUUUCGACGCCAAACAUUGCAUUGGAGAGGGAGCGACCGGGCGUGUUUAUAAAGCUGAAUUGAAAACUGGUCAAGUGGUUGCCGUGAAAAAACUUCACUUAUCUCAAGAUAGCGAGGCAACGAACACAAGAGAUUUUACUUCGGAGAUUCACGCACUUACAGAGAUAAGACAUCGAAACAUCGUGAGGCUACAUGGUUAUUGUUUUCACGCACGAAAUUCGUUUUUGGUUUAUGAGUUCUUGGAGCGGGGAAGCUUGGGGGCAUUAUUGAGAAACGAAAUAGAAGCCGCGCAGUUUGAAUGGAUUAAGAGAGUGAAUGUUAUUAAAGGCGUGGCCAACGCGUUGUCCUACAUGCACCAUGACUGUUCACCUCCGUUGAUCCAUCGAGACAUAUCGAGCAAAAACAUUUUGUUAGAUUUGGAAUAUGAGGCUCACAUCUCAGACUUUGGCACGGCUAGGUUGUUGAAGCCUGACUCAUCUAAUUGGACCGCAUUCGCAGGAACCUUUGGAUAUGCUGCUCCAGAACUUGCUUACACAAUGGAAGUGAACGAGAAAUGUGAUGUUUAUAGCUUUGGGGUGGUAACAUUGGAAGUGAUCUUGGGAAGCCAUCCGGGCGCUUUCAUCUCAUUCCUAUCAUCAUCGUCGUCAUCAUCAUCAUCAUUGUCAUUGUCAUUGUCAUCAUCAUUUGCCGAUCACAUAUUGUUGAAGGAUGUAGUGGAUCAACACCUCUCGCCUCCUAUGGAUGAAUUUGCAGGAGAAGUGAUCACAGCUAUGAAGCUUGCAUUUGAAUGCUUGAGCUCCAGUCCACAAUCUCGGCCAACCAUGCAACAUGUUUCAAAGAAGCUAUCAACUAAGAAUCCACCUCUGUCCAAGCCUUUCCUUUCAGUGACACUAGGGCAAUUGUUUAAUCUACAAUACUGAAAUUAUGGCUACUUCAAUUUUUAGGAAUUAUUAAAAUUAUUGUUGAGAGAGUUCUCUAAUUUUUUUUAAUUUUUAUUAUUCUGGUUAUCUUUAAAUUCAAUAGAAUUAUUAAAAAGUUGUUAUAAUUUGUUGCUAUUGAUUCUACUUUCUA